GGCAGCGCGCACGCUGCUUUAAUGGUGUCAUCCGUGCGUUCACCAGGCACAGCAGACACAUACCCAGAGCAGGACGCAGGCAGGCAGGCUCCCAGACUAUCUGUCCCGUCGCUGGAGCCGAAGAAAUUCCGCGGCAGAGCGGGAACGAGGGCUGUCAGAGCUGCUGUGGGGAGAUCCCGGAGACUUCCCUGGAGAUAGGAUUAUCCUACGUCCGUAGCCCGCACCAACACACACACACACACACACCGCAAACACACUCCACAAACAUACACAUACAUACACACCCACACCCACACCGCAAACACACACACAGACACCACAAACACACACACACACACCGCAAACACACACACAUACACCACACACACACGCUACAAACAUACGCACAAAGGAAAGCCAGCCAGAAGGAGCAAGUCUGGGGAUUGAAACCCUGCUCGCAAAAGAAAAAGGAACAAGAGUGCAAGCUCUGCCAGGAUGUCCAAGCUAGUGGAGGUAAGGAUGGAAGAGUGCAACCUGACGACUGAGAAGCCUCCGAUCAAGGUGCCCGUCUGGAAACGGCUGGGGAGGAACCUGAGGAAGAACCUGCUGCUGUCUCUCACGGUAUUUGGUGUGAUAUUCGGUGCGUUCGCUGGAGGACUGCUGAGAUAUGUCGGCCGCAUACACCCCGACAUUGUCAUGAUCAUCGCCUUCCCGGGAGACAUCCUCAUGCGGAUGCUGAAGAUGCUCAUUCUCCCUUUAAUCGUCUCCAGUUUAAUCACAGGUCUGUCUGGUCUCGAUGCGAAGGCCAGUGGGCGGCUGGGCACCAGAGCCAUGGUCUAUUACAUGACCACCACCAUCAUUGCCGCUGUACUCGGUGUGAUCCUCGUCCUGGCUAUUCACCCCGGAGAUCCUGCACUGAAGAUUCAGCUUGGGGAAGGGAAGAAGAACGACGAGGUCUCCAGCUUGGAUGCCUUCCUGGAUCUCAUCCGGAACCUCUUUCCCGAAAACCUGGUCCAAGCCUGUUUUCAACAGAUACAAACAGUCACCAGUAAAGUGGAGAAUCCUGAGGAUCAGAGCAUUACCAACGUCUCGGCGAUCAUGAUGGAAGUUGUGAAUGAGACCCUUGGAGAACCGGAUGGACCUAGCUACACGAUCACAAAGGGCUUACAGUACAAGGAUGGGAUGAAUGUGUUGGGUGUGAUUGGCUUCUUCAUUGCUUUUGGCAUUGCCAUGGGCAAAAUGGGGGAGAGGGCGCAGCUAAUGGUGGAGUUCUUCAACAUCCUCAACGAGAUCAUCAUGAAGCUGGUGAUAAUGAUCAUGUGGUAUUCGCCCCUGGGUAUCGCCUGUCUGAUUUGUGGAAAGAUUGUGGCCAUAAAAGACUUGGAGGUGGUGGCCAGGCAACUGGGCAUGUACAUGGUGACGGUAAUCACUGGCCUUAUCAUCCACGGAGGCAUCAUUUUACCGCUGAUGUACUUUUCAAUAACCAGGAAAAAUCCUUUCUCCUUCUUAGCAGGCAUCUUCCAGGCCUGGAUCACUGCUCUUGGGACGGCAUCCAGUGCUGGGACCCUGCCCGUCACCUUCCGCUGUCUGGAGGAGAACCUGGGUAUUGACAAGCGGGUGACCCGAUUUGUUCUCCCAGUCGGGGCCACCAUCAACAUGGACGGGACUGCCCUCUACGAGGCUGUGGCUGCCAUAUUUAUCGCCCAGAUGAACAAUAUCCAUUUGGAUGCGGGGCAGAUAGUGACUGUGAGUCUGACAGCAACCCUGGCCAGUAUUGGAGCGGCCAGUAUCCCCAGUGCUGGGCUGGUCACCAUGCUGCUGAUUCUCACCGCCGUCGGCCUCCCCACUCAAGACAUCAGCCUCCUUGUGGCCGUCGACUGGCUGCUGGACAGGAUGAGGACCUCGGUGAAUGUUGUGGGCGACUCGUUCGGGGCCGGCAUCGUCUACCACCUGUCGAGGGAGGAGCUGGCGAACAUCGACGCCCAGCAUGCCCUGCUCGAGGACGGGAGAAUGGCCAAGACAUCCUUCAUGCACGAAGGCAUCAAGACCCACUACGAAAACACCGCGAGCCAGGCCAAUUACUCAGACAACUCUGCCCAGCCAGGAGAGGCCAAGGUCUCCAUACGGCCACUCGGGAAAGAGGAAGGAGCCCAGUUCGAAGAAGCAAGUUUGUAAGCACAAGACUACAAGCAGCCCAGGCACCGUGUAUGUGUCUCACCACUACCCCUUGCCCUGCCUGAGAGUAAUGUGAGUUGUUUAUGUUGUAAGGGAAGACAAUGACAUUGUUGCACACCCGGGGUUUAACCCUCUUCUCUUUGCUCUACUGGUUUUGCCGACUUGUAUUGUAAUCAAGCACAUCGUUUAGACCUAACUGGUUGGCACAGGCCAUUCUCAGGGAAGUGAUCUGGUUUAAUGCGUGACACUGCCAUUAGUGAGAGCCGCAAGUGCAUUAGUCCAGCGAUGUACUCCCCCAGUUCUGUUUUCCCCCUCUCUCUCUCCCCACCCCCCCCCCCCGGGCAUGUCCCUCGCACUGUGCUCUGGGCAAUGUGCCUCAAUGCAAUCAGAGCAGCCAACAGGCAAAGCUGAGCACUUCCUCGUAGAUCAAGCUUCAGUAUUUGCCCAGGGGCCUGCCGUUGGGGGAGAGGGUGGAGGAAUAACCUGCAGUGCCAGCUCCACACUAGCCUGGACCUUCACUGCCUCGGGACAAUGCAGAUCCUCUCCCUGUCCCGAAUCCCUCAACCUGACAGGCCCUGGGGGAAACAGAUCCUGACAGAUUCGCACCAGCUUCCCUCAUUUUGGGUCCCCCGAGGGGCCUGAGAGGGGGGACAAGGUUCAAUAUCCCAGCGGCCAAGAUGUCCAGGACACUGGGUAUCCUGACAGAGCCGCCCACUGGCCCAGCCUCUCCUUUUCUCCCAAUGCUUCCACAUAUUCUUCCCAUGUCCCCGCACCUCUCGGGAGACCCGCAAGCACAAGACAGAGUUGGGGCUGCUCAUGCGAGGAAUAGCUGAAGUUCACCCACCUUUGGCUCAGGCCAGGCAGCUUCUGCGACGGCCAUUGCCGAGGUGGGGAGCUUCGGAGAUACUUCUCAAUGGCGCGUCCCAACCUUUGUAAGUCCACAUCACCAGCAAGAUGGAGUUCUCAGCUGACCCCGUUAUCGAGCUCUUCAAACAUUGAUCUUGGACCAUGGUGCCAGAUCCAUGCUGACCCAAUAUCUUGCAUAUAUCUCCUUCAACCAGGUGCCUAAUUCUAAUCAUCACUUACUUUAACUAAAAGCAGCUUAGGCACCUGACUAAUCCACCCCCGACUAUCCAGUUCAAACUAAAAACCUUACUAGCUUGAGUUGCCUUGCUAGGUUGGGAGGGUAGGGGUGAGUAGGUGAAUUGUUUUGUUACCCCUGAACCCAUCCCACUUGACACCCCACCCCUUGUAAUGACAGCAGCCAACAUGGGUAAAUCUGGGCUCUUGACCCAAACGAGGGCAAAGCAGUCAUUCUCAACUGUGAAUGUUUUGCCUUUGAUGGUGCCCAUCCGCCCACUGGGUAGAAUGGUGCUGGGUAAAUAUUCUCCGUACACAACCCGUUCCCCAGACCCUGCCUGAGACACCAGCACCAUGGACAAGCACAAGUCUUAUGUCGAACUUUUCUCUCUGCCAAUUCAAAUGUCUCAAAGUUUCACAAGAGUGCCAAAUGAUGCCCAAUGUCCUGGGGCUCGGUUCGGCCACAAAGAAGUGAGGGAGGAUAUUUGGCUCAGGAAUGUCUUCUGCUGCCAAUCCUUGGCACGAGGAUUGCAGACGUAGACUCUACCUGAGCAUCCUAACCCUCGUGUGCAGGGGAUGGGUGAAUUUUUAUUUAAAAACAUCGUUCGCCUUGUAUAACAGGCAUACUCUAUUGCACUCGGUGCAAUUAGAUUUCAAAAGCUCUCUGCUGAGAGAUUCCACAGAUGGAAGAAUCUCCCGGAGAGCAAUCUUUGAAGCAGAUUUGAAUUGGCUUCAAGGAUGCAGUUGGUUCAUGCUGUUCAGUGUUAACUGGUUUUCUACUUUCUCAGAGUGUCUCCUUGAGCUGUUGUAAUACUGUGGACUAUUAUUAAAUUUUGUACUUGUGUCUAAUGUAAAUCUUGCAUGAUAUUUAGUGCACAUACUACUUUGAAGCAAUCGGGCGACAUUGGCUGUUAAUUGUUCUUAGUUUUUACGCCAUAAUUUUUAUAUGUUCAAGUAACUUCUUAACCUCAGCUUUCCAAACUCCCUAAAAGAACUUGGUUUGCCUUUUGAUAGUUAAAGUUUAGCAGGUGUAGGAAUCUGCUUGUGUGCGUGCGUGUGUGUGUGUGUGCGUGCGUGCG
Molecule: messenger RNA, 4313 nt
Organism: Leucoraja erinaceus (little skate)
Lineage: Eukaryota; Metazoa; Chordata; Chondrichthyes; Rajiformes; Rajidae
Gene: slc1a2b
Product: solute carrier family 1 member 2b
Exons: 11
Coding region: 475-2154 (559 amino acids)
Biological process (GO): L-glutamate transmembrane transport
Cellular component (GO): plasma membrane
Molecular function (GO): glutamate:sodium symporter activity; L-glutamate transmembrane transporter activity; neutral L-amino acid transmembrane transporter activity
Source: RefSeq, a predicted model, not a curated record